Messenger RNA from Pezoporus flaviventris, 4029 nucleotides. It is a transcript of the gene IMPG1, whose product is annotated as interphotoreceptor matrix proteoglycan 1. The transcript is spliced from 19 exons. Bases 532 to 3621 code for a protein of 1029 amino acids. Gene Ontology annotation, biological process: visual perception. Lineage: Eukaryota; Metazoa; Chordata; Aves; Psittaciformes; Psittacidae. The record is from RefSeq and is a predicted model, not a curated record.
UUCCUGCCAUGAUUUCGCCUCUGCUCACACGCAGUACCUCCAGAAUGCCCAAAGGAUCAAUGUUCAAAGGCAAUGAGCAGUAGAAGAGACUUCCGUUGUUUAUCAUGGUGCCACUGAAGUCUUCUGGGGUUGACAGAUGCUGCUCCAGAAGGUUAAUAAGAUGAAGAAAGCUCUUCUAGCUGGACCGUAAGAGGGAUUAUGUCUGAGGAGCAGAUAAACAGAUUAUUCCAGAAACAGACACUGCUUUUUUUUAAGACUUCGUCACUCUUGUCUUACCCCUCCAGCUCCCCAGGCUAAGUGUGUGUGUUGCAGGGGUUUGCCCAGCUCCAGCAUUCUGGCACCUGUUGCACUCUUUGCUUAGUUGCAAGUCAAUGCAGUACAAGGCUGGGAUACCUGAAAAAAAAAAAAAGAGGGAAGAUUUGUGGGAACUUUAUUUAGUUGUUUAAGGAAAAGAAAAUUAUUUUAAUUGACUUAAAUAUUUUGAUUUCCUGCAUUAUUGAUCUUGAAAACUGUGAAUGAUCAGUAGACAGCAUGCAUUUGAAAACUGGAUUGAUAUUUUUGAUCAUUUGCCUUGCUCUUCAAGUUCAGGGAAGCAGAGAAAUCCCUAAUAAACUAAACCGUGGUGAAGCCAAACAUCUUGCAGAGGCCUCAGGGUCAGAAAAAACAGAAAGAACAACAAAGAGGUCCAGAAUAUCAACCAUAAGGCGGAUAUUUGACAUGGCAAAGCACCGAACAAAGAGGUCAUCCUUUUUCUCAACUGGUGUGAAAGUUUGCCCACAAGAAUCAGUGAAGCAGAUUUUGGCAAGUCACCAAGCUUAUUAUAGAUUAAGAGUCUGCCAGGAAGCUGUGUGGGAAGCCUUUCGUAUUUUUUUUGACCGGAUUCCUGAUACUUCUGAAUAUCAGAACUGGGUUACUGCCUGCCAGAGGGAAACUUUCUGCAUAUUUGACAUUGGCAAAAACUUCAGCAACUCCCAAGAGCACCUGGAAAUAAUCCAACGGCGAGUAAAACAUAGAACCUUCCAGGAAAGGAAAGAUGAAAUAUCCACAGAGAAAACAGGUGGCAAAAAGCUAGAAGACAUUUCUUCCAUUCCUACAGGCUUCCCUGGCACAUCCAUGACUCCAUACGUAACUGCACCUAAUGGCACACUGCUCAACGAAAUUGUUAAUGACACGAAGAUUCCUGUGAAGGAGCUGGGAACAAAUACAGUCCCAGAACUGCCUGUGGAGCAAAUGGUAGAAUUCAGUGUCACUCUCACUGACCAGGAGUACACAGCUGAACUUAAUGAUCCCAACUCCCCACAGUACAGACAACUAGCUGCAAAAUUUCAGCUACAGAUGCAAAAAAUAUUUGAGAAACUUCCAGGAUUCAAAGAAAUCCACGUGUUAGGAUUUAAACAGAAGAAGGAGAAAGAUGGGUCAAGCAGCACUAUAGCACGAUAUGUGGUAAACUUUGAGAGAGAUGGCUCAGAAAUCAGAAGCACAGCAGGUGACAUCUCAACUAUUGGAUCUAAUAAGGUUGAAAAUGAAAAAAUUCCACUUUCUCCAAAGGAAGAGAGGGAGAUAUCAGCAACAAAACUCACAGUAACAGACCUCCAGCAACUGGUUGCCAUAGCACUCCACGAAGACCAGUCCCUGCCAGUGGACCUUGGAACACUUCAGUUUACUGAUGAAUCUAUUGGACCAUCUAGUGAUUUUGAUAAUGAUAUCCAGGCCAUGGUCACUAUUCCUCUGGCAGGCCCUGAUUUGGAGGACUCCAUGAGCAUGGAACUCCCACUGGGCUACCCCAGCCCAGCAACAGUGGGCCAAACUGGAGACAUCCUGUUCAAUGAAUUUACAACUGGAAUCCCGGUGUUAAGUGGAGACAUCAGUGAUGCUGAAUACUUCAACAAUUUUGUUUCAUCUGAACCUGUGUUCCCUACCAAACCUUCCAGAGAGCCAUUUCGGGAGAAAUCUACUCCAGACACAGAAGAUAUCUCUGCUGACCACCAAAGUUUCACAGUGCCUUUCAGUGCUCUGGGUAGCACUGGUAGUCCUUCAAAACCAGAGGAUUCCUAUUUGCCUCCUCCAGCAGAUGAUUCUGCUAGCAGUGACUUAACCACUGAUGGCUAUGAGUCUCCAGUGGAGCAGGCCACCACACUGGCAGUUUAUACCACAAGUAGCUUUAUCCCACCUAGUCUUCUGCAAGAAAGAGCUGAAGCUGCAGAUACAACAGGAUCACCUUUCAAGGAAGCUGACCAAGACAGUCUGUCUGGACAAGCAGUUAAGAUCAUGGAUGAACCAGAAUCAUCAGGUGAUGACAUUUUAGUGCCAGCCAGCACUUACGAAACUUUGCCUUUCCUUAUUGGUUCAAGUGAUCCCUCUACCACGCAGCCUGAAGACGUUAUUACAGCUGUGCUACCAUCAGAUCAAACAGCACUGCUGCCUUCAGCAACCAGUCCAUCCUACAGCCUCUCAGAGAUCAUCGAACAGUCCCUUGAGGUACCAGACUCCACAGUGCCUGGGACAGGAGUGCAGGAUAUUGCUGCAGAGUUAGAUCACAUUGGUGUGAUGAGCACAGCCACACUGGAUGAAGUGGAGCAUGGCAGCGGUUAUAUCCCAGUGCUGACAACUGAGCCUGCAGAAGCCACCCCAGCUCCUACGCUGAAAUAUGUAACUACCAGCUCCAUGACAACCGCAGCCAAAGGCAAAGAGCUAGUGGUUUUCUUCAGCCUGAGGGUAACCAACAUGCACUUUUCUGAUGACCUCUUCAAUAGGAGCUCGACAGAAUACAAAGCGCUAGAACAACAGUUCAUGCAAUUGCUACUUCCAUACCUUCAGUCCAACCUGACAGGUUUUAAGCAACUGGAAAUACUUAACUUCAGGAAUGGAAGUGUGAUUGUGAAUAGCAAAAUGAAAUUUGCCAGGACAGUGCCAUACAAUAUCACAGAAGCAGUACAUUGCGUUUUGGAAGAUUUCUGUGAUGCUGCAGCCCAGCGCCUCAAUUUGGAGAUUGACAGCUAUUCCCUGGAUAUUGAGCCAGCUGAUCAGGCAGACCCGUGCAAAUUCAUGGCAUGUGACAAGUUUUCCGAAUGCAUAAUGAAUGAGUGGACCAAAGAGGCCGACUGCCUCUGUAAACCUGGUUACGCAAGUCAAGACGGAUUACCCUGCCGGAGCCUGUGUGAGCUAGAACCGCAACUUUGCAUCAACGGGGGGAAAUGUGAGUUAGUUCCAGGAAGAGGAGCUGUCUGCAGAUGCCCUGUACGUAGACACGAGCUUUACCAAGGACAGCGCUGUGCAAAAUUUGCUCCAGAACCCACACAACCCUUCAUUUUUAAACCUCUCCUUCUUGGCUUACUAAGCCUCGUUUUUCUUGUCAUCAUUUUAAUUAUUAAGUUAAGAAGAAAAAGCAAACGAAACUCUAAUUUGCAAAGUCCUACUCUCAACAGCUGCAGUUCAGAAAAUGCUAUAAGGAUUAAUCCUGCUUUUGAGCACGAUGAACCCAUAACUAGCUUUUGUCACACGGCUUGCAGUGUAAGUGCUUGUCUCAGUUCCUCAGAGAUUAUUGAUCAUGAAGCAUUACACGAACUCGAAAACACAAUUCAGCCUGGAGGUCACCAGAUGAGGUUACAAAGCCAAGACUGACAAGUUAGUCUCUGAAAUUCUUCAUUUCCAGCAUCAGCCGGAUAAAACCAAGGUAUUAAAGAAAAGAAGGUCUGCAUGAUUCAAGCCUGGACUUCAGGUUGACUAUGCGUAUGAAAAUAAUACAAGGAUUCCUAAAGACGCAACAUUUUAGCUCUAAAAUCAGUACACAUUUUUUAAAAAGUUUUAUUAAAGAAAAGAUGACCCAAUUGACCAGCUAUUUGAUCACGUCUCAGCUUUGCCUAGUCAGAAGUCACCAGUGUUAAGACACCAACAUUCAGCCUCCACUGCUUGCACAUCUUAUUGGUGUUUUUAUGUAAGAGCCAAGUGCUAGAAACAGGUUUUGCAGAGAAGUUAUUUCUUUCAGUACUGUAUGUCACAACCAUUCUGGUAAAACUGGAUGAAACUUUA